Messenger RNA from Drosophila ananassae, 4944 nucleotides. It is a transcript of the gene Trpgamma, whose product is annotated as transient receptor potential-gamma protein. The transcript has 16 exons. Gene Ontology annotation, biological process: calcium ion transmembrane transport; manganese ion transport; regulation of cytosolic calcium ion concentration. The coding region runs from base 107 to 3757 and encodes 1216 amino acids. NCBI's taxonomy places the organism in Eukaryota, Metazoa, Arthropoda, Insecta, Diptera, Drosophilidae. The record is from RefSeq and is a predicted model, not a curated record. Gene Ontology annotation, cellular component: membrane; cation channel complex. Gene Ontology annotation, molecular function: protein binding; store-operated calcium channel activity; inositol 1,4,5 trisphosphate binding.
CAGGUAUGCAGGGUGGUGAGGAGGGACGUUAAGGUAAAGUACUGCCAAGGUCGUCCAUAAAAUUCAACAAAAUAUUCAAGGUGGAAUUUAAAUCUUUGGAUUCAGGAUGAUGCAUUACUUGUUGUCGAAAUGGAGCGAAGCGAACACCGGCGAAGAAGGCGAAGACGAAGGAAAAAAGCUGCACUUUGUGAGUCCUGCCAGACGGAAAUCGGUGCUGGCCCCAAUCCUAAAUAAGAUCAAAAAUGGCACGGAUGCGGCGGACAGUGCCGAGAAGAAACUGGGAAGCGAGAGCAGCGGCAGUGGACACAUUGCGGUGCAAAUUGAGCCGGCACGGCGGGUCAAGCGUCACAGUAUCCACGGCAUGAUGGAGGAGGAGAACACCAUUCGGCCGCAUCAGGAGAUCCGACAGCUAACCCUGGAGGAGAAGAAGUUCCUGCUGGCGGUGGAGAGGGGCGACAUGGCCGGCACCCGAAGGAUGCUGCAGAAGGCCCAGGACACGGACUACAUAAACGUGAACUGCGUGGAUCCUUUGGGACGCACCGCCCUCCUAAUGGCCAUCGACAAUGAGAACCUGGAGAUGGUCGAGCUCCUGAUCAACUAUAAUGUGGACACCAAGGACGCACUCCUGCACUCCAUUUCCGAGGAAUUUGUCGAGGCUGUGGAGGUGCUCCUGGACCAUGAAAAUGUUACCUUCCAUAGCGAAGGCAAUCAUAGCUGGGAGUCCGCUUCGGAGGACACGUCGACCUUUACGCCGGACAUUACGCCCCUGAUCCUGGCGGCUCACCGGGAUAACUAUGAAAUCAUCAAGAUCCUGCUGGAUCGAGGGGCAGUCCUUCCGAUGCCGCAUGAUGUGCGCUGCGGUUGUGACGAGUGCGUCCAGUCCAGGCAGGAGGACUCCCUUCGGCACUCCAGGUCCCGGAUUAACGCCUAUAGGGCUCUGGCUAGUCCCAGUUUGAUAGCACUCUCCUCCAAGGACCCCAUUCUGACGGCCUUUGAGUUAUCCUGGGAACUGCGACGACUCAGCUUUCUCGAGCACGAAUUUAAGAACGAGUAUCAGGAGCUGCGCAAGCAGUGCCAGGACUUUGCCACCGCCCUGCUGGACCACACUCGCACCUCCCACGAGCUGGAGAUCCUGCUCAACCAUGAUCCCACCGGUCCGGUGUACGAGCACGGCGAAAGGAUGCAUUUAAACCGCUUAAAGUUGGCCAUCAAGUUGCGCCAGAAGAAGUUCGUGGCCCAUUCCAAUGUUCAACAAUUGCUGGCAAGCAUUUGGUAUGAGGGAUUGCCCGGUUUCCGAAGAAAGAACAUGGCCCUCCAGGCAGUGGACAUUAUUAGGAUUGGCAUCAUGUUUCCCAUCUUCUCACUGGCCUACAUCCUGGCGCCCUAUUCCAGCAUUGGACAGACCAUGCGAAAGCCCUUCAUUAAGUUCAUUUGUCACAGUGCCUCUUACUUUACUUUCUUGUUUCUAUUGAUGCUGGCCUCUCAAAGAAUUGAGACAUUUAUUGGCGGCUGGUUUUUUGCCGACACUUCGGGGCUGCUCAACAAAGUGGAGGAGGUGGAGGUGCCCACCAAACGCGGCGCCAAGCCCACCUUCAUCGAGUGGCUGAUCCUGGCCUGGGUCAGUGGACUCAUCUGGAGCGAGGUGAAGCAGCUGUGGGACGUGGGCCUCCAGGAGUAUCUGAAUGACAUGUGGAAUGUGAUCGACUUUGUCACAAACUCCCUUUACGUGGCCACGGUGGCUCUCAGGGUGGUGUCCUUUUUUCAGGUUCAGAAGGAAAUGAUCUUUAACUCACAUGCCACGGAUCUGCCGCGAGAGAGAUGGGAUGCCUGGGAUCCGAUGCUGAUCUCCGAGGGCCUGUUCAGUGCGGCGAACAUCUUCAGUAGCCUGAAGCUGGUUUACAUAUUCUCGGUUAACCCGCAUUUGGGGCCACUGCAGGUGUCGCUGUCCCGGAUGGUAAUGGACAUUAUGAAGUUCUUUUUCCUCUAUGUCCUGGUGCUAUUUGCCUUUGGAAGUGGUCUAAAUCAGUUGCUAUGGUACUAUGCGGAUCUGGAAAAGAAGCGAUGUCCCGAGGUUUCACCCAUGAGUGCUUUACUUAAUAUGAAUGGCACUAAUGAUCCCAAUGCUUGUAUUGUUUGGCGGAGAUUUUCCAAUCUUUUUGAAACCACACAGACCCUGUUUUGGGCAGUCUUUGGCCUGAUUGAUUUGGACAGUUUUGAGUUGGAUGGCAUUAAGAUCUUCACUCGUUUCUGGGGAAUGCUGAUGUUUGGUACUUACUCGGUGAUCAACAUUGUGGUCCUGCUCAACUUGCUCAUAGCUAUGAUGAAUCAUUCCUAUCAACUUAUAUCGGAACGAGCCGAUGUAGAGUGGAAGUUUGCUCGCUCCAAGCUCUGGAUUAGUUACUUUGAAGAGGGUGGCACCUGUCCACCACCCUUCAAUAUCAUCCCCACCCCCAAGUCCAUUUGGUAUGCCGGCAAGUGGAUGCGUCGUGUAUUUUGUAGUGGAUCCUCAGCCGCUCGACGAGAGCAUUUGAAAACUAUAAGACGAAAAGCUCAGCAGGCAAGUGAUCGGGACUUUAAAUAUCAGCAAAUAAUGCGAAAUCUGGUGAGGAGAUAUGUAACCGUGGAGCAGCGCAAAGCUGAGUCCCAGGGAGUCACUGAGGACGAUGUCAACGAGAUCAAACAGGACAUCUCGGCUUUCCGUUGCGAGCUGGUGGAAAUUCUGAAAAAUAGUGGAAUGGACACAAAUGUCACGGCUGGUCAAGGUGGUGGAGGUGGAGGUAAAAAGAAUCGCCAAAAGGAGCGUCGCUUGAUGAAAGGCUUCAAUAUAGCCCCGCCAGGCUCGACAGGAUCCUUGGCUCCUGUGGCAGAAUUUUCCACGUCCCUCGACAACUAUGAUAAUCAGCACGAGAUUUUGAGCUCCACAUUGUCUACUUUAUUUACACCGAACUUUAUGCACAAACGACAGCAAAGUCAGGCUGGCAGUGGAGGCGGAGGAUCCGGAGACUCACCCACCUCGCCCACUCAGGGAGUUCAGGGAGCGGCCUUGGGGGUCACUGGACAGGUCACCACCAAGUACAACAAGUCCACUUUAAAGCCUUACAACAAACGCAUAGCAGGACACAAAAAGAGAUGGGGCACCCUAAUAGAAGCCGCCAAGGUGGGAAAUGUGAGCAAAAUGUUGGGUCGCUCAAAGUCCGAGGACUCCGUUUGCAAUUCCUCUCAUGCAUCCACUCCGGUUCAUGGGCAAACGAGGGUCUCCUAUGCCCAAAAUUCCACCCAGCAGGGAUACGGAUACCAUGGAGAGUCAAACAGUUCCACAACUCCUUCGGUGGCCAGCAGUUCACCAGCUACAGGCUCCACAGGAUCUGCUGGACAUGUGAGCGUGGGAACACACUUCUUUCACACAACAAGCGGACUCACUGCCAUUGCCGCUCUAAAACGGAAACGCAAAAAGUUCUCUUCAAGCAAAAAUAUUUGUCCAGUUACGGAAUCUGUGGCAGCUGCCAAUGCUGCUGAAAUACUAAGUGAUAAGACCCUGAAACGAGUUUCCAGCUAUCCGGCAGCCGAAGCCGGAGUACAAAACAAGGAUCCGGCUCAGUUGGUGAAGCCGAGGCGGCACGAACAGACCCAAAGCCAGCACGAUUCGGUGGAGACAUCAACCUUUACGCUGUCCAUUGAUCCAUCCAAUACUUCUGUGAACUCUCGGGAACCAUUGAUCAGCAAUAGUUGUGUAUCGAACACGGGGGCCAUUGGGUAAGGAUAUUCCAGAGCAAAUACCAAAAAGAAAGGCAGCUAAUUUUUGGAAUAGCGCAACCAAAAGCAUAUUAUACAAAUACGAUACUAUACAGACACAAGUUGUUGGCAUUUUUGAUAUGAAGACACAAUAACCAGAGAUAGCUAACCAAAAACUAACCAACACAGCCUAGAUCUUAAAGUACCUCACCUCGAUUAGAAAUAAAUAUCAGAAAAUCAAAAAGCACCAAACACACGAUAUCUGAAGACACAAAUACUUUGCACCACAGACCUCAAGCCUUAAUCUUGUUUGAUUAUUCUACAAAUUUAGUUUCUAAAAAAUCCAUUUCCAAAUGAUACAUCACCUGAACCUCCUGAGCACACACAUAUCAUGCAGAUGCUUUAUAGAGGAACCCUUUACACCUAAAAAUUAAAAAUAUUACAAAUAAAACAAAAAGAAAACUAAACUAUCCCAUAUCGAUGUUGAACGUUGCCUUAGCAUGAAAAAUAUUUUUUAUAUACAUAAGUUUUGGAUGAACAUUGCAUUACUGAAACGUACUGUACUCGUAAUGAAGGAAGCGCUGUGUAUUUGUUGAUUUGAGAGUAUGGAUUUGAAAAAUAAGCAAGCAUUAUGCUAGACAGCAAAGAAAGCAAAGCAAAACGACACAAAGCAAAGCAAACCGCAAAGCUAAGGAGUAAACGAAUAAGAUACCACAAUUUUAUACACCGAUUUUAACCGAAAUAUAUAAAUUAAAAUAAUCAAAAUGGCAUACUAUUAAUGUGUUUGCAUUUUAAGGAUGUGCACAUCCUUACUCUGCAACCACACAGAUUUUAGCAGAGCAAGUAUAUAAUAUAUUUAAAUAUUAUAUAUAAUACAAAUAUGAAUACUCGACAAUUUUUAGAUGAUUUUUUGCGUUGAAGUAGACAAAAAAUAAUGUACCCACACUCAGUAUAAAUAAACUAAAAACACACAAACUAUAAACGGAAUAUCAACGAAAACAAUAACAAGGAAUACUUUUAUAUAAACGGAAUAUUUGUGUAAAGCAGAAUUAUGUAGCACAUCUGCUGUUUAAUAAAAUAAUAAUAUUAUACUAGGUAAUUUAAAAAGAAACCCAAAACAAAUUAAGGAAGCUAUAGAAAUACCAAUACAUGUUAGAGUAUAAAAAUAAAAUUGUUAUUUGCACAAAACAUAAUAAAGGAUAUGGAAAUGGC